Molecule: messenger RNA, 786 nt
Organism: Daphnia carinata
Lineage: Eukaryota; Metazoa; Arthropoda; Branchiopoda; Diplostraca; Daphniidae
Exons: 3
Coding region: 115-783 (222 amino acids)
Source: RefSeq, a predicted model, not a curated record
UACGUGUCCCACAAUACAUAGCUGAUCAGUAGUGAGCAAAUCGUAAGUGAAGAAGGAUACACUCGUCCAUGCAGAAAGUUAUUGCGUCCUUGUAUUUGCUUCCGUGAGGAAACCAUGAAAAUUUCCGGUGCCACAACUAGUUUCUUGGUCGUUUUCGGAGUUUUGCAAAUGUCAUGUACUUCCAGCUCGCUAUCCAUUAAACAACUAUGGAGAAACAGGCGGAUCGACAUAAGGUUUUUCCCAACCAUGCUGAAGCAGCUAUUCCCUCGAAGAUUGCCUGGUUUAUGGCUGACAAGGAUAAAACAGAGAAAUGCAGUCAGCUUAAAUGAACAUGUCGAUCCAGGUCAAGUCUGGUUAACUGGAUCGGUUCCAGCACGUCGAACAAGUCUAAUGAAUUUAAAAGAAGAAAACGAGCCCUACAAUUGGGGACAGGGGGUCAAGGUGUACAUGGAGGCAGAUAUACGUCCUUCUAUUAUGAAUUACUUGGAUGAUUCAGCGACAAAAGUACCGGAAUCAAAUCAUCUUCAUGAAACGACGUAUUCUGAAACAGAUUGGUUACGAAAACUUCCGUGUCGGAAUUUCGAAGACCCGUACGAGUGCUAUAAUUCUAACCAGUUCUAUCAUCCUGUAGGAUUGGAUAUGGGUGAAAGUAACGUGCCUUUUCAGAACAACGUCGUUGGGUACUAUGACAAUUCACCGUUUUCCUCUGCUUCCGAGAAAACGAGAACUUUCGACAUUUCUAUCGACUUGAGAAAGAAUAGGAAAGGUGCAUGGAGUGUGUAAAAC